Penaeus vannamei (Pacific white shrimp) is the source of this 444-nucleotide messenger RNA. The record is from RefSeq and is a predicted model, not a curated record. Lineage: Eukaryota; Metazoa; Arthropoda; Malacostraca; Decapoda; Penaeidae.
AUGAUCAACGGGUACGAGUCCUCUGACUUAACCGAAAUAGCCAAUGGCUUCAACUUUUACUUCGCAAACAUUGCGAAAACUCUUACUGAAUCUAUCAGUGAGACACAGACCAACUUUAAUGUGCACCUAGCCAACCCGGUACAACAGGCACUUGCCUUCACUGAAACCUCCCCUGCUGAGGUAUUAAAAUUAGUUAAAGAUCUAAAACAUACAGCUGCAGGCUUUGCUAUAUUUCUGGAUCUCAGUAAAGCAUUUGAUACAGUCAACCAUGACAUCCUUCUUGCUAAAUUAAACCAUUAUGGCAUUAUUGGUACAUCAAAUAAUUGGUUUAGAUCACACUUGAAAAACAGUCACAAUGGCCCCAAGAUUGAACCUCUAAUCAAUGAGGCAAACAACGAAUUAGCACUUGUCGACAAAUGGAUCAAAUGUAAUAAGCUACACUAA